UUACUUCAUUUAUUUCGUGUUAUUAAUCUCUCUCUCACCGAGUCUCACACUUCCUGUUUGCUUUCAACAUGGCUGACUGUUAAUUACAGGUGAAUCUGCAGGUACUUGCAAAUAACUUACCACUCAUAAUAUACAGGAUGCUCUUCAACACUUCCAGUUGCCACAGCAGGUUUGAGAAUCACUACAUACAGAAAGGAUGAGGGAGUAUCCUUGACUGAUUGAGUAUAUGAUUGAGAUAAGUUCCAACAGAUGUCCAUUUAGUCAAACAACCGAACAGAUGUUGCUGUAUAUUGAAGCAAUCCAGCCUUUUGAAAACAGGACUGAAACAGGCUGCUGUGAGGACAGCUGCCAAAUAACAGUAAAUGAUCUUAUCAAAAGCUUUUGAUUGAUCCAUAUUGAUUAGAGUCCCACUGAAACCAAGAUUGUUACCCAUCCUUUCUACAAUGUUGGAGGUCAUGCAUAAAUCUGCCUGGGAUCAUGAAUCCAACUUCAUGCUGCUGUCUCAACAUUGAAAUCAUCCACAGUGUGUAAACUCUUUUAUAAGUUCCUGCUUAUGAGUGAAACCAGCUGCUACAAAUACUGGUCACGAUGUCUUUUAAAACUGAAAAACCUUUCUUACAGACAUUCCCAACUGCAAGUAACUUUGUACGAAACUCAGAUCCAACGUCCAUUACUGUUGGUCAGCUGAAUUAUGUUCAACAACCUUCGCAGCGCUCACCAACACAGUUCCCACAAAUUGAUGUCACACAGUUUGACUUUGCUCAGCAGACUCAUAUAAUCCAAGGUGCAGAUGCGAGUCACCUGAUGUUUAUUCCGCAGCAGCCAACAGGUGAUGAUACUGCAACAAUUCAGUUUCCCACAUCACAAACUGGUAAGUUAGAUAUAGAGUUCUCUCAUCAAAUGGAUUUGAAAUCAGGAACUCUUGAAUUCCCUGAGCAGUUAGAUGUAGUGGCAGCACAACAGUUGUCCUUCCCAGUUCAAAUAAAGAAUGAACCAGAGGACAUAAAUAAUUUGAGUUCCGUUGUAAAACAAGAGCAAAUUGACUUCAGUGAAAUGGUGAAGAGCGAGAAGUCUGAUUUAGAUUUUGAGCAGUUAAGCAAACAGCAGCUUGACUUUAACCAGUCUGUCUCUGUGGAUGAUAAAGUCCAAACAAUCAGCCAAUUUGGAUUUGCACAAUCAAUGGGAGACGCUGAACAGAUAGAUCUCAUUCAGCAUAAUGAAAACAAGUUGGAACAAUUAAAUUUUAAUGAACCAGUGAAACUCAAGACCGAACAAUUAGAUUUUGUUUCACAGGUAAACAAUUCUGUGGGAACACCUGGCCAGGUUGACUUUGCUUCUCCAGAACAAGUGAAAACUAUGUCUUUGGAUUUCCAAACCCAGCAACAACAACAGCAACAGCAACAACAACAACAGCAGCAGCAGCAGCAUCUAGUUGAACCGAAAAUCGAAGAGAUAAGUUUUUCGCAAACAUUGCAGCAUCUCCCUCAGCCUCAAAACCAAAUUGACUUUAAUCAAUCAAUUGAUAGCAACACUGCCAGACAGCUGGAAUUUGGUCAGCAUGCCCCUCCUCCACCACCACCACCUCCUCUUCCUCCUCACCAAACUCAUCCACAUCAUCAUCAUCAUCAUCAUCAUCAUCAUCAUCCCCACCAUCAACGCAUGGCAGCAGAUAUAAAUGCUGGCCAACCACCUGGAUUCUCACAGCUUCUGGACACCAAAACAGAACAGCUUCAAGCGAAGCUAUUAGUGUGCAAGCACUGCCAAAAGACAUUUUAUAGUUCUGAGGAGCUGCAACAACACAUGAAGAUGCAACACCCUUCUGAGUGUGACAACCUGAAUAGCAGUCGAUGUAGCAGCGCUAGCACUGUUGGUGGUGCUUGUACUACAAAUAGUAGCGGAGAAAAACGCUACACCUGUGAGUAUUGCAAGAAAACCCUGUCUCGACUGUAUGGGCUGACCCAGCACAUCAAAACCCAGCACAAUCGAGACAAGCUGUAUCAGUGUCAGUACUGUGAAAAGACAGCCACCUGCUUCAGUGAAUUAAGGGAACACACUCGGUCGCAUAAAGUGAAUUCUUUUGAGUGCAAAUAUUGUAAAAAGAAAUUUCCUCGCACAUACAACUUAACAUUACACAUCCGCACUCACACGGGUGAGAAGCCUUUCAGCUGUUCCUUCUGUGACAAAACAUUUGCUCGUAGCAGUAAUUUGGUUGUUCACCAGAGGACUCAUACAGGUGAACAGCCGUUUCAGUGUAAAAGCUGUAAAAAGUCUUUUUCAUAUUCAAAGCAACUUAAGAAGCACACCCUUACCUGCAAACCACCGUUACCACCAGCUCCAGCAGCACUCAUGUGUGAUGGCAACACUGCACUUUUAUAUAAUGGUGGUGUUAUAGCAGAGAAUGGCCUUGGGCCAGUGCCUAAUCCUAUUAACACCUGUGAUAUCAAUUCUUCAAUAUCAAAUGAUAUCAACUUAGUUUCCACCACAUCUUCUGGUGUCACUAACACAAGUGUUGCUGUCAAGUUACCGAGCAACUGCAACCUUACAAACAGCGUGUCUUUGUCUUUGCCAACACCAUACCCAAAUCAAACAAACGUGGAUACCAAGCCUGUUGUGAUUAAUUUAAAUAGAACAAACCAUCAAUUGGAACCUUUUGGCAGCAAUAGCAGCACCAAUAGCAAUAGUGCUGCUAACUCUAACCACCUCCCCAAUCCAAACCCAAGUGAAGUACAAGUGAAGCAGGAAUUUACCAAUCUGUAUCCUGCAAAUCAAGUCCCACCGCAGCAGUUUUGUACAUACAAUGGCCAGUCAUUCACCUACAGAAAACAAGAGAAUUUCCUGAGCAAUGUUGAUGCACAACAGCCUUAUUAUGCCCAGGAUACGAUGGUCAUGAGACAGGAUUACAUCAGUAACAGCCAAAUGUAUGCACCCCCUCAACCCUAUACCAACCCCACACCCCCUAACCAAGAGGAAAUGAUCACGUAUAUAAACUUAUAACAUUUUCCAUUUUGAAUAUUUAGCAAGUUAAUAUUUUUUUUAGUGCUUUUCUCUCUCACUCUCAUUCUCUCUCUCACUCUCAUUCGCUCUCUCUAUCAUUUUGGUUUACUUUUUUUUUUUCUUCUUUGAAUUAUCAAAUUUAUAAAAAGUUGCUUUCAUAUCAUUGGGAGAUGUAAAACCAGAGUGAAGAAAGAAUUGUGAAUAAUGGAAUUUUUUUCAGAAAAAAAAAAGGAAGAGAAAGAACAGAGAAAGAGAGACAAGACAAAAAUGUUAUGAAGAUAUUGGAAACCUAAAAAUCCUUUGAAAAGGAAGUGGGGGGACGGGGGACAGAAUUAAAAAAAAUACUUAAAAAUAUAAAACAAUGCUGUGUUUUAACAGUAUCUUCUAUUUGUGAUCUGGGCAUCUUAAAUGCCACUUGAAAUGUAUUUUAUUAUCAUUUGGCUUUUAACUGAUAUAGAAUUGCUUUGUUUUACGAUAUUAUAGCUGUAGUGUUUUGGCCUUUCAUUACCCAACAAACAGAAUUUUGUAAAAAGUUUAAAAACUAAAAAAAAGUUUCUUCUCUUUAGUUUUUGCUGACUGUCAUCUCAGAGGGCUAGUCUUUCUAUUUCUCUUUCUCACUCUCUAUAUCUCACCCAAUCCAGUAUUAUCUUCACACAGUGGGUCUUUGAUAAAUAUUUGAAGGUAGAACUCAGAACCUAAACUCAGUGCCUUUAGUUACAGAGAAAACAGAAAACAUUUACAAAAUAAAAAGAAGGAAUGUUAAAAUUGAAGGAAGUAUAUUCAUCUCUCACCCCUCCCUCUUUUGCCAGUAUUCUGUUUCAAUCUCUUCACUUUAUAUUAUUGAUCUAAAAAAAAAAAGUGAUAUUUUACAUCAAAUUUCUGUCACUUUAACACCCAAUACAAUUUAGAUAAUCAGAAUAACUUAGUUUCUCCCUUCUAUAUAAAAGUACAAAAUAUAUUUCCUCGCCUUUAUAAUAAGCAUACAAAGCAAUACUGAUUUUUCUACUACAUAAAUUAAAGGAAGGUUAUUUAUUUUUUUCCCUGCUGUUUUGCAUCCAUAUUUUCAUGCUUGCAUGACUAGAGCAACAUAAUGUCUUCCUGUGUAAAUUAGAGUAAAUUAGAUAUAAUUAAUAUCCUUUAUCCUCCAUGGGCUAGAAUACACAAAAUCUUCCUGUAUUUGUCUACAGGAUAUGUUCUUAUUUCUAUCUUAUUAAUAUAUUUUCUCUAUUCUAUCUUUGCUGUACACACACCAUAUUAAUUUCACAGUUAAUGGAUAGAGAUUUGGAGAAUUGGUGGGGUUAUGUAAUCAAAAGAAAACGGUAUCAAAAUCAAAGGCUUCCAAUGAUGUGGUAAAAUUAUUGAAACUAGAUAUUGAACAAAUUUUACAUAUUUUCUUUUGAAUGAAAA
Messenger RNA from Octopus sinensis (East Asian common octopus), 4401 nucleotides. Its product is annotated as zinc finger protein 652-B-like. Gene Ontology annotation, biological process: regulation of transcription by RNA polymerase II. The transcript has 3 exons. Gene Ontology annotation, molecular function: RNA polymerase II cis-regulatory region sequence-specific DNA binding; DNA-binding transcription factor activity, RNA polymerase II-specific. Bases 589 to 2994 code for a protein of 801 amino acids. NCBI's taxonomy places the organism in Eukaryota, Metazoa, Mollusca, Cephalopoda, Octopoda, Octopodidae. The record is from RefSeq and is a predicted model, not a curated record.